CAUCGCUCCAGGGAAGGACCACGAAGCAAACAACCUGCUUUUCAUUGUGUGAUCACAUCACUCCAGGGAACAACCAGCAAGUUAAAAAAACUACGUAUAUUCAUUGUGUGAUCACAUCGCUCCAGGGAAGGAGACCACGAAGGAAGGACCACCAUCAUCACCAACAACAUGAGAGUUUUCCAGAGCGGUAUUCUACUCCUCGUCUCCCUACUCUUUCUCAUUAACUACGGUGAAGCCCUACAAUGCUAUACCUGCAUGGGUUCUAGUGAUGAAGACUGCAAUCGCCAAGGCUCAAAAACCUGUCCAAGCUACUCUGACGCCUGCGCUGUAGUACGAGGACAUGGAAGUGAGUUAAACAGCGGAGUGAUGAAGUCCUGCUCCUACAAGUCUUUCUGUAGCCAGGCCAACAGUCAGGGUUACCGGUCACCAGGGGUCAGAGUUCACUGCUGUUUCUCUGAUGACUGCAACGUGACAGGAAAUGUAUCCAAGCUGGAAGGAAGUCUCAGCUACCUGUUGCUCCUCCUUCCCCUGCUCCUCCACUGGAUCUAAAACUAAACAUGUAACCAUAACCCAACACAAACCAACAGCAAUGCCAACUACACCACCUACCUUCCUUCCUUACCCUACUCUACCCGACUUUAACCCCAACUCUCCAAGCCUCAGCUACCAUCCCCACUAUUGUAAAGUGGUUGUUCCACUGGAUAUCAUAAGGUGAAUCCACCAAUUCGUAAGUCGCUCUGGAUAAGAGCGUCUGCUAAAUGACUUAAAUGUAAAAAAAUGUAAAUGUCUUGCUAUGGCCGACUACGCCAUCUAACUCUAUCUAAAGUAUCUAAAGUAACACACACUAAAAUAACCUUUGAUAUCACUAUAUAUCCAACCCAGAACAAACCCAACCCAGAACAAACCCAACCCAGAACAAACCCAACCCUGAACAAACCCUAACCGAGAACAAACCCAACC
Molecule: messenger RNA, 960 nt
Organism: Salmo salar (Atlantic salmon)
Lineage: Eukaryota; Metazoa; Chordata; Actinopteri; Salmoniformes; Salmonidae
Source: RefSeq, a predicted model, not a curated record